CGGAGCCCUGACCCUCGGCUGCGCUCCCAGCUCCUGCCUGCUGGCUGACCUUGGGCGAAUCGCUCUUUCUCCGUGUGCUCAGGGGGGCACAUCUGCUGGUUUCAGACGGCAGGCGAGGGCUCUGGCGGGGUUCGAAUGACUGCAGGAGUUUGGAAGUGCAGAGAGAAGCUCGAGAGCCUCGCAGUGUGACCAGAGGGCCACUCAGGGCUGCAUUUCCUUGCAGUAGCUUUGGGGUGACGGCACUGUUGGCAUUUUGCAAAUUUGCCUUGGGUUGAGGAGCCGCUGACGCCUGUCACAGGCACCCACUGAGUGUGUUGGCACAGAACAUGCCACCAGGUAACACAUGUCCCCCUGUCACCGCUCUGCCGGGUGGGGCAGCAAUAAUUGCCCCCUCUCAGAUGGAAAACUGAGCACCAGAGAAGAACUGCUGCACGAGAAGUCUGCAGCAGAGCAGGAGAUCCUGCUCAGAUCUCCUCAGUCCUCAGUUGAGCCAGCAGCUCAACCACCAGCCCUUCUUCCUGCCCUCUGGUCGUGCUUUUGUUCCUGUUGUCAGUUCAACAGAAGGGUUGUAACUACAGCUAAGGAGUUGACAGUGCAAUUCAGUUGUCCUGGGGACAUGCUGGAGGGAUGGAGACUUCCUGAGCUGCUCUGCAAGGAGACCUGGUUGGAAAAUCAGGUUUUAAGCCCUUCUGGAAGAGAUGAACAAAGACUUCCCCAGCUGAGCUCCUCCGGAGGCUUCUGAGCUGUGUGUGGGGGGGAGCAGUGAGUCAACAAAUGGUCUCUGUGAGCUGCCAGGAGCUGCUGCCCUCCUUGACCAGCCCUUCCCUGCUCGAGAGCUUGGCCAGUGCCCUGCAGCGCAGGAUGCCACCAUCCCUUCUGCCAGGGCAUGGCAGUGAGAGGACAUCUGGCCCCCCAGAGGGCUUUGGCCACCUCCUGGCAGGCAGCACUAGCCCUGCUGAAGGCUCCCCGCUGUCCAAGGGGGGACACCCCAAACCCCAGCUCACCGUCUGCGAGGCUCAGCUCAGGCUGCCCGACUUCUGCAGCAGCCUCUCCCAGGACUUCAUCCCCACCCUGGAGGAGAUCGAGGAGUUCCUGAGGGAGAAGGCAGAGUUCCUCAGGGAUGAAGGCCCUGAGCUUCACCCAGCUGGAGGGGAGGAGAGCCAACCUGGGGUCAGCUCGGGUGGCUCUGGGGAACGGCCCGUCUGCAGCGUGCGAGGAGAUGUCCCGAGCUCUGCUCAGCCUGCAGGGACGGCCGAUGGCGGUGACCAGGCAGUCCCCGCUGGGGGCAUUCCUGUUGUCCUCCAAAUCCAGCCUCUCCAGAUGGACAGCCACCCACAGGGUGCCACAGCUGGUGUCAGGGUGGCCCAGCUGGUCAUCAGCCUGCAGGGCUCAACCCUGUCCCUCCUCCCUCAGCCCCAGCCCCCUGUGACCACCGGCGACCAAAAAUACGUCAGGAUCGCCCCCCUGCCGGUCUCCACGAGGCCUGGGGUGCCAGGGGACGGGCAGGAGGAGGAGGCAGCCCCCAGGCAUCAGCAGGGCCCCCCUUCCCUCUCCAGGAUCCACAAGUGCUCCCACCCGGGCUGUGACAAGGUGUAUUCCAAGAGCUCCCACCUGAAGGCUCAUUUCCGCCGGCACACCGGGGAGAAACCCUACACCUGUGCCUGGCCCAACUGCGGCUGGAGGUUCUCCCGGUCGGACGAGCUCUCCCGUCACAAGCGCUCCCACUCCGGGGUGAAGCCCUACCAGUGUGCUGCCUGUGAGAAGAAGUUUGCCCGCAGUGACCAUUUAGCCAAACACCUGAAGAUCCACCGGGGCCAGCCCUGCAGCCCACGGACACCUCAGGGGGGCAGCAGGAGGUGAUUCCUGCUGCUCAUCCCUGCCGGGACGAGGCUGGGAGCCCCCAGAGCCGAGCAAGCAGUGCAGAAACCACCAGCGAAGAGGGGGAAAUGACUCUUUGCCAAAUCAUGGGAGAGGCUGUGCUACCCCUCUGUUCAAGGAUGACAGUGUUCAUGGCCUGUUUCGGGUACUUUUGUUCUCUGAAAUACAUGUGGAGGAAACUGGAGUUCAGCUGGGGUGAGAGUGUGUGUGUGUGU
Empidonax traillii (willow flycatcher) is the source of this 2093-nucleotide messenger RNA. Its product is annotated as Krueppel-like factor 15. Bases 775 to 1860 code for a protein of 361 amino acids. The transcript is spliced from 3 exons. Gene Ontology annotation, molecular function: RNA polymerase II cis-regulatory region sequence-specific DNA binding; DNA-binding transcription factor activity, RNA polymerase II-specific. Gene Ontology annotation, biological process: regulation of transcription by RNA polymerase II. The record is from RefSeq and is a predicted model, not a curated record. Lineage: Eukaryota; Metazoa; Chordata; Aves; Passeriformes; Tyrannidae.